Molecule: messenger RNA, 483 nt
Organism: Symbiodinium pilosum
Lineage: Eukaryota; Dinophyceae; Suessiales; Symbiodiniaceae
Source: the annotation of a GenBank genome assembly
AUGCAGGAACGCCUUGCAGAAGAGAAGGCAGCUGAAGAGCUACGCCGGCGAGAAGCGUCCAAAGAGGCCAAGGCUGCGCGGGCGGAGGCUUCGGAUGGCAUGGCUUACGCUGCGAAAGCCCGCAAAGUUGCGGAGCAGAAAGAGCAAGCUGAGCGCCGCCGCGUCGAGAAGGAGGCUUUGGCAAAAGAGCGCGAGGAGGAAAAGAAGAAAGAGGAAGCCAAGUUGGAGGAAGAUCGCGUGGCCGACCGCAUUGCGGAGGAGGAGCGAAAACGCAAGGAGGAGGAAGCCGCCAAAGAAGCCGAGCGGCUACGCAGAGUUGCUGCCCGUCGUGCUGAGGAGGAGCGCCAGCGCCAGAUGGCGGAGGCCAGCAAGGCCAAAGCCAAGGCCAAGGCGGCAAGCGCACCAGAAGAGGAUUCAGAUGCCGAAUCAUCUGGAUCUGACCUGCCGCUGGGUUUCAACAGCCUGGUGCCCGGUGUCACAUGA